AUGGGCUUUGAAGACAAGCGAGUCGCCAUUGUUGGCGGUGGCCUGGGAGGCAUGGCAUUUCUGAAUGCUGCACUCUACACAGGACUCAAGAAUGUGCAACUAUACGAGCAAGCACCGCAGUUUGGUGAAGUUGGCGCCGGCGUCAACAUUACCUCCAAUGCCAACCGUGUCCUCGAUGCCUUCGGUCUGCAAGAAAGCAUGAUGCGCAAGUCAUCCCGCAAACUUCCUUGCUACAUGGAAUACCACAACUACAAGACCGGAGACUAUGUCGGCGAGAUCGGCGAGUUUUCCGAGCCUCAUGCCCGUCUCCUGCACCGCGCACACUUGCUAGACUCUCUCAAGGAGCGAGUUCCCCAAUCAAGCCUCAAUCUAGGAAAGCAUCUCGCCUCCGUGGAUCGCAACACCGCAGCGGGUGCUGCGCCGUACACCCUUCACUUCGAAGAUGGAAGUACAGCCGAAGCAGACAUCGUCAUCGGCUGUGACGGGAUCAAGUCGAACGUGCGCCGCGACAUGGGUCUGGGCGAUGACCCCAACUAUUCGGGCCAAGUGGUGUACCGCGGCUUCGUCGAUUAUAAGGAUCUCCCACAAGAGACGGCGCAGCUGCUGCGCAAGACCGUGAACUUCCGUGGCCCCCAGCGCCAUGUCCUGAUCUUGCCCAUCGGCAACCAGGAAACGGGGACUGAUCGGGCCGCCGUGAUUGGAUUCAUGUCCGAGCCCAUUGAGGCCUGGGACUCAGAGAGCUGGAUGUCCCGCUCUGAUAUUGAUAGUUUGCAGGAGCAUGUGCGCGACUGGUGCCCGCAGGUGCAGGACAUCAUUGCGGGUCUCCGCAAGAGCUCAGAGGAUGGCAAGAUGCUCAAGCAAGCAUUGUAUGUGCGGGAUCCGAUUGCCAAGUGGUAUGAGAUGAAGGAUGGACAAAAGGAUGCAGGUAUCAUCCUGCUGGGUGACUCUGCCCACUCGACUCUUCCUCAUCAAGGAACAUGUAUGGCUAUCGAGUCUGGGAUUGCCCUUGCCACUAUUCUCCGCCACUGGAAGACCCAAGACCUUCAGGCUGCAUUCCAAUUCUACCAAGACCUGCGCAAGCCCCGGACAGAUCGUGUCACGGAAACGAGUUACGAGGCUGGGCGGCUGGCGAGUGCCGACAGUCCCGAUCAGAUGACUGACAACUUCAACCCCGAGGCUUUGACCGAGCGCAUGCGGUGGAUUAUGGAGUACAAUGUGUUGGAAGAUCUGCGCAUAAAGGGAGAAGGGAUUUUGGACUUCCACGAGUCGCACCUGUGA
Messenger RNA from Penicillium olsonii, 1278 nucleotides. Lineage: Eukaryota; Fungi; Ascomycota; Eurotiomycetes; Eurotiales; Aspergillaceae. The record is from the annotation of a GenBank genome assembly.